AUGGCGGCCUCGCUGGCGGAGCAGGCCGAGCCGCGAGCGGAUCGCCAGCUGGUGGGCGGCGCUGGCGCCGGCCGCAGCCCUACUGGCGAUGGCGGUGCUGGCUCUAGCAGCGGAUGGCAGAUGCGUGAGGCAGACAUCGACGCGGCGCUGGCGUUCUGGGGCGUGGGCGCGAGCAGGGCCGAGAACUACGCCAACGUGUACGGGCACGAGUAUGUGAGCGACAAGGCCGUCGAGGCAGAUCUGAUGGAGAACGGGCUCUUUCCGGGCGGACCGCUGCUGAACAAGCUCAAGCUGUUUUACCCGGACGCAACAGUCGCCGAUCUGGCGCCGCUGGUGAUGGAGGCCAAGGCUGUCAAGGCGCUGCUGGUCUCGCCUGAGGCGCAGGCGCUGAUUGACACGAAUGGGUUUGAUCCUGUGGCUGAAGCUUUUGACCUGCUGCUAGGCAACGAAGUGGCGUCUACGGCGCCGAGCUCGGCCCGAUCACCGACGACGACCUGCGUAUUGCGAUGA
Molecule: messenger RNA, 510 nt
Organism: Thecamonas trahens ATCC 50062
Lineage: Eukaryota; Apusomonadida; Apusomonadidae
Exons: 3
Coding region: 1-510 (169 amino acids)
Source: RefSeq, a predicted model, not a curated record